CUCAUUGUCCUAUAACACUUUUGCUAAUAACCAACAAGGCGACAUCGAACGGACUACCACAUUGCGAUCAUGAGCGCCAAUGGCAACACCGACGGCGACCAGCUAAAGAAGCAGAUGACCAAUGGCCAGCAGUCCUACGAAGAUCCUUCGCGCGCACUCGAGGUCUUGAAGACAUACCGGGCCAAGGAUGGCAUCUCUGUGCAAGAAUUGAUGGACGAGAACAAGCAGGGCGGUCUCACAUACAAUGACUUCCUGAUGCUGCCCGGGUACAUUGGCUUCCCUGCCGCCACGGUUGAUUUGACCUCGAAGUUGACGCGCAACAUCACACUCAAGACUCCCUUCACAUCCUCGCCCAUGGACACCGUCACGGAGCACAACAUGGCCAUUCACAUGGCACUUCUGGGAGGUGUUGGUGUCGUCCACCACAACUGCUCGGUUGAGGAGCAGGCAGAGAUGAUUCGCAAGGUCAAGCGUUUCGAGAACGGCUUCAUCACCGACCCAAUUGUGAUCUCACCCGAGACAACAGUAGGAGAGGCUAUCGCGUUGAAGGAGCAGUGGGGAUUCGGCGGUUUCCCGGUCACAGAGUCUGGACAGCUUCGCAGCAAGCUCAUCGGUAUCGUCACACCCCGAGACACUCAAUUCCACUCCGACCACGAUGCACCCGUUACCGAUAUCAUGUCCCGCGAUCUCGUCACUGCACCCCAAAAUGUGUCCCUCUCAGAAGCCAACGAGAUCCUGUACAAGAGUAAGAAGGGAAAGCUUCCUAUUGUGGACGGACAAGGCAACCUCAUCUCUCUGCUCUCCCGCAGCGAUUUGAUGAAGAACCUGAACUACCCUCUUGCGACGAAGGUUCCUGGCACUAAGCAGUUGCUUGCUGCUGCUGCCAUUGGUACCCGCGAGAACGACAAGGAGCGUCUCACCGCGCUCGUCGAAGCUGGUCUUGACGUUGUCAUCCUUGAUUCCUCCCAAGGAAACUCUCUCUACCAAAUCUCCAUGAUCAAGUGGAUCAAGGAGAACUACCCCAAGCUCGACGUCAUCGGUGGCAACGUCGUCACCCGUGACCAAGCUGCAGCUCUCAUCGCCGCCGGCGUUGACGGGCUCCGCAUUGGCAUGGGCGCUGGCUCCGCUUGCAUCACCCAGGAAGUCAUGGCCGUUGGCCGGCCACAAGCCACCUCCGUCUUCCGCGUAGCUGAAUUCGCUGCUCGCUUCGGCAUCCCUUGCAUCGCUGACGGUGGUAUCCAAAACGUCGGACACAUUGUCAAGUCGCUCGCGCUCGGCGCCAGCACGGUCAUGAUGGGUGGUCUCCUUGCCGCUACGACCGAAUCCCCCGGCGCCUACGUCGUCGGACCAGACGGUCAGCUCCGGAAGACUUACCGUGGAAUGGGAUCCAUCGAUGCUAUGGAGGACAAGAAGGCAGGAGGCAAGGGUGACAAGGCGAACAACACCGCCAAAAACGCUGGCACAGCACGAUACUUCUCCGAGGGCGACAGGCUGCUCGUCGCGCAGGGUGUGUCUGGCUCCGUGCUUGACCGCGGCAGUGUUACCAAGUUCCUGCCUUACCUCAUGGCUGGCGUGCAGCACUCGCUGCAAGACGUUGGAAUUGACAGUCUUUUGAAGUUGCAGGAGGAUGUCCGGGCUGGCGAUGUGCGAUUUGAGUUCAGGACUGCGAGCGCGCAGGCCGAGGGCAAUGUGCACGGCAUGGUCGGUGUGGAGAAGAAGCUGUACAGCUAG
Zymoseptoria tritici IPO323 is the source of this 1731-nucleotide messenger RNA. RefSeq lists its product as uncharacterized. The record is from RefSeq and is a predicted model, not a curated record. Gene Ontology annotation, biological process: GTP biosynthetic process. The transcript has 2 exons. The coding region runs from base 70 to 1731 and encodes 553 amino acids. NCBI's taxonomy places the organism in Eukaryota, Fungi, Ascomycota, Dothideomycetes, Mycosphaerellales, Mycosphaerellaceae. Gene Ontology annotation, cellular component: cytoplasm. Gene Ontology annotation, molecular function: IMP dehydrogenase activity.